Messenger RNA from Durusdinium trenchii, 765 nucleotides. Lineage: Eukaryota; Dinophyceae; Suessiales; Symbiodiniaceae. The record is from the annotation of a GenBank genome assembly.
AUGGCUGGCCUGAGAGCUCUUGGAGCACCAUGGGUUGUGAUGGCCCUGUGCAGCUUGAUGUUCAACUGCGCCUCUCUCUCGUGGAACCAACCGACUGACUAUGUGGAACUGUUCGCGGGCGAUUGCGCAAUCAGUCGUGGCGAAUACAAGGAGUCUCGCAAUGUGGUCCCCAUGGAUCUUCGCUUCGGCCCAGACCAGGACAUCCUGAGCGAUGCAGGAUUCUCCAACAUGUUGUAUCAAGUCCUCAACCUCAAGCCUGGCGCAGCUCUUUGGGCUGCUCCAGUCUGCAGCACGAGCAGAGGAUCUACACAGAGGACUGCCAGCAAUCCCAUGGGGUCCAACAUUGGAGUGACUGGCCUCCACAACAUCAUGGUAGGCCGAGUGGUCAUUUUGCUGUGCCUGGCAAUGGCCAAAAAGAUCUGGUGGUGCUUGGAGCAGCCAAAAGGGUCUCUUUUAGAAGGCCACGAGCUAUUUCAGCGCAUGUUGGCCUUGCGACACACUGCAGUCAGCAGAGUGUCCUGCAGCUUGGGGCACUUUGGUGGGGAAUCCCUGAAGCCAAUCUGGGUCUACACCAGUGAAGCCUAUGCAGGAGCUUUCAACGACUAUGCUGAUCGAUCACUGCGCCCCACCAAUUCCCAGAUGGUCACCCACUAUGUAGACUCCAAUGGAAAGCAGAGAAUCAAAGGUGGACCGGAGCUCAAGAAGAGCCAAUCCUAUCCUCGAAGGCUCUUUGGCAUUCAUGUUCAUGUUCCCAGUGUGCUGUGA